This is a messenger RNA of Lichtheimia ornata, 1236 nucleotides long. RefSeq lists its product as uncharacterized. Lineage: Eukaryota; Fungi; Mucoromycota; Mucoromycetes; Mucorales; Lichtheimiaceae. Bases 1 to 1236 code for a protein of 411 amino acids. Gene Ontology annotation, biological process: transmembrane transport. Gene Ontology annotation, cellular component: fungal-type vacuole membrane. The transcript is spliced from 7 exons. Gene Ontology annotation, molecular function: transmembrane transporter activity. The record is from RefSeq and is a predicted model, not a curated record.
AUGCAAGAAUACUUUACUCGUGUGGUGUUCAAGGAUGCUCCCAAUGCUCAACUUGGCCUAACCUUGGUGGGAACAACAAUUGAAAUUUUCGCCAACAUGAUGGGUCCUCUCUACCAAUACCUGACAUCUCGCUAUGGUGUGCGACCUGUUCUCAUUCUGGGCACAUUUUUAGUAGUGCUCGGGUUGGAAAUGUCAGGGUUUGCAACAAAGAUCUGGCAUCUUGUCGUUUUUCAGGGGGCGAUUUUUGGCAUCGGUGCCAGUUUACUUUAUGUCGCUGCCAUGAUGGUGCCAAGUCAAUGGUUCAAUCAUAGGGCGUCGUUGGCAAUGGGGGCUGUCACCAGUGGAUCCUGCCUUGGGGGUGUUACAUUGCCGUUUCUCAUGACAGCGAUCAACAAUCGACUGGGUGCUGCAUGGACCUAUCGCAUCGUAGGUUUUGUUUGUCUUGGUGCCAAUGCUGUCACAUGUUUGCUUGUCAAGGAAAAAUUUCCAUCGAACGUCAAGGUCAAGGGGCAUGAAAACAAUGAGCAUCUUGAACAAACCCCUACCUCUGCUGCUGAUAAUGACAAUGACCACCACCAACAACAAUCAAAGCAGCAUCACCAACAAGGCGAGAAAGCUCGCAACAAGACAUUCAAUCUCGAGGUCUUUAAGAAUAUCAACUUUAUUAUUUGGAUGGCAAGCGGCAUUAUCAGCACAGCUGGCUACUUUAUACCAUUCUUUUUUGUACCAUUACAUAAAGCAUAUGCAACCUAUUUAGGAUUAUCAACCUCGGAUGGUACAUCCCUCAUGGCCAUUACAUCGGGAUCCAACUUUUUUGGUCGCAUCUGCACAGGAUACCUAGGGGAUCGGAUUGGGCGCUUGAAUGCACACAUCAUCAGUACGCUGAUGACAGUGAUUAGUCUUUUGGUGCUGUGGAUGGUUGCCGAUACUUACGCCAAGUUGGUUGGGUUCGCAAUCAUGUUUGGCUUUGCUUGCAGCUCCUUUUUUAUCUUUUUGACUCCUGUCACAGGCCGGAUUCUCAGUGUUGAACAAGUACCCACGGGUAUUUCAUUGAUGAUCUUGUCGAACAUCAUCAGUGUUUGUGGCCCACCCCUUGCUACGGCCAUUCAGAAUCAGGUCCAUGACAAGCCAUAUCUCGUGCUUAAGCUAUUCACGGGUGUAUGCUACCUCGUAUCCUUUGUAUUGCUCAUGUUGCUCAAGAUCCGAAUGACUCGAAGCUUAACUUCCAGAAUUUAA